Candida dubliniensis CD36 is the source of this 660-nucleotide messenger RNA. RefSeq lists its product as uncharacterized. The transcript has 2 exons. The coding region runs from base 1 to 660 and encodes 219 amino acids. NCBI's taxonomy places the organism in Eukaryota, Fungi, Ascomycota, Pichiomycetes, Serinales, Debaryomycetaceae. The record is from RefSeq and is a predicted model, not a curated record.
AUGGUUCAUAACGUUUUAUUUGAUCCUCCUCUACCUGAUGGUCAAAGAAUUAAUGUUGGUAAUAAUACAAUAAUUGAAAAUCUUUAUAGUAUUUAUAAUCUUGCUAUAUUCAAAAACAUUUUCCGAACUUAUUUAACAUUUUUAUUAAUCCAAUAUAUUCUUAUUUAUAUUUGUGUUCCAUUAGAUGAUAUUGAAAAUCGUCCUCCAAUUUGUAUUAUUUCAACAGCUUAUACCUUAAUUAUGUUUGUUAUUAAUGCUCUGGUUUUACCAUUAUGUUCAGGUACUAUACCAACAAUACUUUCUUUAAGAUGUUUAUUCAGUUCAUUUAUAUUGGAAUUUAUUUCAUUAAUAUUAAAUAUAAUUGCUGUUAUUCAAAGUAUUCAAAUUGGUCCUAUGUAUGAAAUUGAACGUGAACGAGGGAAAGUAAUAACUAAAACAAGAGUUGAUAAAUAUAUUAUUUUUUUCCAAAUUAUUUCCAUGGUGUUUUCAUUAUUAUCAACAAUUUGUGUUUUUAUUUUAAUGAUAAUUUGUGAAAAGGCAUUAGAAUAUAUUGGUAAUAAAGUUGAUAGAAGAGUACUUAAACGGAAUAAAAAAAUUCGUAUUGGUACUGAAUCAAUAGAUGAUUAUCGUUAUAGAUUAGAUAGAUAUUACUCUGUUUAA